UCAGAUGAAACGACUUUGGAAAAAGGUUGGGUCUGGUGUGAAGAAUGCGAAUUAUCUCAAAAAGUCUGUAGAAGAAGUAGCGAAAAUUGAAAAAGGGGAAACAAAAGUCGUCCCACCAAAAUAUCCAACUGAAAAAUCACGAGAAGUUAGCGAAGAAAUCAAAAAAGAAUUAGCGAUGAAAAAUGAAAGUUUGGUGGAAAAUAUGAAUAAAAUGUACAUCAAAUCAACUGAUCCAGUUGAAAGAUGGACAUCUACGAAAGAUCUUCCCACUCGUGAAUCGGAAUUUCUCCAUCGGAAUGAUCCCAUCUGGGAAUAUGGGUUCUACGAGCCGCCCGUUGAAAGAAUUCCGAAAGAUAAAUUGAUGUUCAAAGAAGCGCUAGAAUAUCUUCGAUUCCGCCAAGAGCUACUUUCCGAUUCAAGUUCACCAGCACAAAAAAAGCAAGCCGCUGAAUUUGUUGCUGAUCAUGUUGUUACUUCUCGUGUAAAUGCAGAAACAUUAGAUGACAUUUAUGAAUAUUUUCGACCAUUUGAGAGAAAGGAUAAACAAAAAGUUGUCAAUCGUCAUGCCCUUGCAGCUCUUCAAGAUCAUGUACAAGGAAAUUCAGAUGAAAGACGAAUUUUAGACGAGGCAAAGGAUGUCGGAAAAAAGAUUCGCCAUAUCAGUAACAAUACGAAAUUCCUGGACGAAUAUCAACGACUCGAAGACGAAGAAAAGGAUAAGGUCCGAGAAGCAAUUGCCCAGCUACGCCAAGAAGAACAUGAACGACUGAAUAAACGUUUGGGUCAAUUAGGAGAAAUUGAGAAAACUGCACAAGAAGCUAUGAAGAAGGCUGUAGAAGAGAAAAAGGAAAAAUAGUCAUCAUAAUUUGUAUGAGUUAUUGGUUUCUAGGUAGAUUUAGUUGUUUUUAUGUGUACCCACGGGUCGAUUUUAAGUUGUUUUGCUUAUGAAGUUACAAGUUUUAAAGUUUAUAUUCUAUGAACAUUUUUGAUAUG
Messenger RNA from Caenorhabditis elegans, 993 nucleotides. RefSeq lists its product as uncharacterized. Bases 5 to 856 code for a protein of 283 amino acids. Lineage: Eukaryota; Metazoa; Nematoda; Chromadorea; Rhabditida; Rhabditidae. The record is from RefSeq and is marked reviewed. Gene Ontology annotation, biological process: mitochondrial respiratory chain complex I assembly. The transcript has 7 exons.